Messenger RNA from Neocloeon triangulifer, 1197 nucleotides. It is a transcript of the gene ImpL2, whose product is annotated as neural/ectodermal development factor IMP-L2. Gene Ontology annotation, cellular component: neuron projection. The record is from RefSeq and is a predicted model, not a curated record. NCBI's taxonomy places the organism in Eukaryota, Metazoa, Arthropoda, Insecta, Ephemeroptera, Baetidae. Bases 107 to 967 code for a protein of 286 amino acids. The transcript is spliced from 8 exons.
GCCAUCCGCAGUCUGCGACUGAAGCAUCCAGCCGACACACACGCGCUCUUCUCGCGGCUCCGUGAUCUUACGCCUUCUCGUCGAUCUCAACUAGUUCACAAAAGCCAUGGCUGGCCAUGUUCCUAGGAUUGUCUCAGUCGUCCUCCUGUUGGUUGUGAUUUCUCACGCGAGCUGUUCGCCAACGAGAUCGGCAUCAAGUACUACAGCAGCCAACGCAAGUCGCUUUAAAAAGCAAAAUUCACCGUCCCACGAUUCAAUUUCCAAUGAUGUCAGUGCAGACAGCGUUUCAGAGGAUUGGGUGAAGGUUUCGAUAAAACAGGGCCGACUCGCGGCGACCGCGGGCGGUUCCAUGGAGUACACCUGCGAAGCCGUAGGUUCACCGUCGCCCUCAAUAGUCUGGCUUAAGGAUGGACUUCCAAUUCAACAGGAGAGUCCCGAAGACAUGUCAGACAACUACAUCGUGGUGGAUAGUAACAGCAACAACUUGCGCAUCAACAGCGAGGGCGCCCUUGGAAAAGUGGUGACCCGCCUGCACAUUCCGUGCAUCACCAUGAAGGACAGCGGUGCUGUCUACUCUUGCUUGGCUACCUCAGGGGUCCGGAGUGCUGUCGACUACGCCCAACUCAGGGUCACAGCCUCCCUAGAUAACUUCUACGGUUGUCUGGAGCAGCAGGCUGAGCCGCCCCAAAUCACCACGCACACCCCUACCAUCCUGCAGAGCAUGGGCAAGGACGUCGAGUUGCUCUGCAAAGCAAGGGGCAGCCCCGAGCCGGAGGUCUACUGGGUCGGACCCAACGGCAAGACCAUUAUGGAUGGACCACGCUUUAGAGUGCUGGAGAACGGAUCCCUAGUGAUCACCAGACUCACGUGGGACGACAUGGGAGAGUACAAAUGCAAAGCAGACAACCUGCUGGGAGAAGAUACCGCCAGCACCUUCCUCUACCCCAUGCUGAAUGAGGAAAAGUGAAGGCACUCGAUGGGCUGCUGCGAGACGACUUGACUGAUUCCACGAAGAAUACAAAAAACCAUGUGCAUUUCAAUUAUCCGCUGUCAUAAUUAUUUUUGGAUAGUGCGAGGUGGGUCCUGCAAGGAGACACCAACUACAAAACCAAACGACUUAAACUCGACCUCCAUGCUGAGGAUAUGAUCAAUGUGGAUAAAUUAAGUGAAGAAAAAAAACAACAUUAAAAUGAAUAU